Messenger RNA from Melitaea cinxia (Glanville fritillary), 735 nucleotides. RefSeq lists its product as uncharacterized. NCBI's taxonomy places the organism in Eukaryota, Metazoa, Arthropoda, Insecta, Lepidoptera, Nymphalidae. The record is from RefSeq and is a predicted model, not a curated record. Bases 1 to 735 code for a protein of 244 amino acids. The transcript has a single exon.
AUGGAUAUAGAUCUCGACACACACGAUAAAAAAGUUACAAAAAUCGAGGACAUAAUAGACAUACAAAAAGCAAACGGUAAUAUUCGACAGGUGGCUUUCAAGCUACCGUCUGAAAAGAACAGUAACGUCUCCAUUAAUUUAGGAAAGAGCCUAGAAACCGGGUUGUCAAAGGUUAAAGCGGAGCAAAAUAAGAAAAAGGAGAAGUUGCGACAAAAGUACCAAAGAGAUUCCGACGUGAUAUCAUGGCCGAGCGAUUCCGACAUCACUGUUUUAAGAAUGAAGCUAUGCACGAACGAUAUUAAAAGUAAAACGGACAAUGUUGCGCUGGGGGAUGGUCUGCAUCAGCUUCACAGUUCUUCCAUGGUUAACUUGGCGACACUCAUGUUACAAUCUCAAAGACCGUCUAAGCAUAGCAUCGAUGAGGAGUAUUUGAUGCCUUUGACUUCUUGGGAGAAAACUCUGGGCUCUUCAGUGUUAUCUAAAAACAAAACGAAAUCAAUCAUUCAAGCUAAUCCGGAUACUUCUGAUUUGAGAAGUUCUGGAAGUAUAUGUACAGAGAAUAAUGGCGCCUUUCCGGACAUUUCGGAAACAAGUAUAAAGUCAAAAGUAGCGAUGUUCUUACGGUUAUAUUUUUGUCCUUGUUGCUCUUGUUUGUAUAAUUUGGAACAGAUAGACGGAGAUACGAGAAAAGAUAGAGAUGCAAAACAUUCUGCUUCUUUUGCUCGAAUAUCCUGA